Messenger RNA from Galendromus occidentalis (western predatory mite), 1062 nucleotides. RefSeq names its product cAMP-dependent protein kinase catalytic subunit-like. Gene Ontology annotation, biological process: protein phosphorylation. The transcript has a single exon. Gene Ontology annotation, molecular function: cAMP-dependent protein kinase activity; ATP binding. Lineage: Eukaryota; Metazoa; Arthropoda; Arachnida; Mesostigmata; Phytoseiidae. The coding region runs from base 1 to 1062 and encodes 353 amino acids. The record is from RefSeq and is a predicted model, not a curated record. Gene Ontology annotation, cellular component: cAMP-dependent protein kinase complex.
AUGCCGAGACCGCCGCCACCGGUUAAACUGAGCAUGAAGCAAAUGGUCAGAGGAUACAAGGAUCACCUGAAGACGGCUAGAGCGGAAGCGGACGAGAAGCUUGCUUCGACUCGGUGGCCGAAAGAAAACAUCGGAAAUUUCGAAAUCCUAGGGACCUUGGGCGAAGGAUCGUUCGGCACAGUAAUCCUGGCGAUGCAUCGCCAGUCGAGAAAGCUUUUCGCCGUCAAAGUACUAAGCAGCAGAAUGGCUGAGAUCUGCGGCGCGGAGAGGGCUCUGCUCGAGAAAAGAGUUCUAUUCGCGACGCACAGCGAUUUCAUCGUUCCUUUAUUCUUCUCUGGACAUGAUCGCACCAACCUGUACCUGUUCAUGGAAUUCGUGCCGAGGGGCACUCUCAAGCGGUGCUUCUGCGAGAAUUCGAGACAGCCGGAGGCUACCGUCAAGCUCUACGCAGCCCAGAUCGUGCUGGCUCUCGAAUAUUUACACGCAUGUCGUAUUCUAUACAGAGAUCUUAAGCCGGACAAUGUCUUGCUCGCCGACGACAAUUACAUCAAACUGUGCGAUUUCGGUCUCGCCAAGCGAAUCCAACGCUGCACCUACACUGUGGUCGGUCACAGAUCCCACAUACCGCCCGAGGUUACCAGAAGAUUGGGUUAUCGGGAAGGAACGGAUUGGUGGGCCUUCGGCGUCACUGUUUAUGAGCUGUUGUUUCAAAAACUACCGUACUCUUACACGGAUCCUGCUUAUAGAGGCGUAAAUGUCCCGGUCAUUCCGAUAGUGUUCCCACCAGAGGCCCCAGUGAGCGUUGAGGUUCACGACCUCAUACUGAGUCUACUUGAGAAAGAUCCCACCAGGCGCCUCGGCACCUUGGAGCGCGGCACCGAAGACGUCAAGGAGCACCCAUGGUUCGCAGGGUUGAGCUUCCCGAAGCUUUUUCACAAGUCAAUCCCGAUGCCAAACUUCGACUACCCUGAAACUGUCCCGAUCAAGAAGAUCGUGUAUCGGACCUUUUUCCACGCGGGAGAAGUCGGUCCCGCCGCCGCGGACAUCUUCGAGGAUUUCUGA